Cavia porcellus (domestic guinea pig) is the source of this 6156-nucleotide messenger RNA. It is a transcript of the gene Nop9, whose product is annotated as NOP9 nucleolar protein. Gene Ontology annotation, molecular function: RNA binding. NCBI's taxonomy places the organism in Eukaryota, Metazoa, Chordata, Mammalia, Rodentia, Caviidae. Gene Ontology annotation, biological process: endonucleolytic cleavage in 5'-ETS of tricistronic rRNA transcript (SSU-rRNA, 5.8S rRNA, LSU-rRNA); endonucleolytic cleavage in ITS1 to separate SSU-rRNA from 5.8S rRNA and LSU-rRNA from tricistronic rRNA transcript (SSU-rRNA, 5.8S rRNA, LSU-rRNA); ribosomal small subunit export from nucleus. The record is from RefSeq and is a predicted model, not a curated record. Bases 121 to 2052 code for a protein of 643 amino acids. The transcript has 10 exons. Gene Ontology annotation, cellular component: nucleolus; 90S preribosome; preribosome, small subunit precursor.
AAUACGCUGCGCCAGGAGCGCGCCGGCGUUUCUAAACUCUUGUCAGCUCUGAGUCCACGCCUAGCAGUGUGAGAGUCCUGCAGUUUGCAUUCUCACAGACUGAGAGGUCACGAAGCGUUUAUGGGGCUGAGCCCACCCUCCCCCCAGAAGGCGCGACGCCAGUUUCCAGCUAGCGGCAAGAGGGGGCGCGGGCCCAAGGGGUCUAGGCGACCCUCACGAGGCCGCGAACAGCAACCUCGGCCGCCUGAGGACCGGCGCUCAAAGUCGGCUGUAGAUGAGCAUCCAUACCUGAGCCCCGAAGCUCUGGGGUAUUUCCGACGUGCGCUGACAGCGCUGAAAGAGGCCCCCGAUGCUGGGGAAGAACGAGAACUGAUGGUGCAUAACAUUUUGAAGGAAGUGGAAACUCAGGCCCUAGCCUUAGCCACAAACAGGACGGGCAGUGAGAUGCUGCAGGAACUCUUGGGGUUCAGUCCUUUAAAGCCGCUAUGUCAAAUAUGGGCUGCUCUGUGCUCCAACUUUCGUUUUGUGGCGUGUCAUCGGUGCGGGGUCCAUGUAUUGCAAAGUGCUUUGCUGCAGUUGCCUCGAUUGCUCGUGAAUCCUGCAGAAGAGGAGAGAAAGAAGGAGGAGGUGGAGGAGGAAGAAGAGGAAGAUGGAAAGAAUGGUACUUUGGAGGCCCUGGAAAAGCUGGUUCUGGGUCUGGCCUCUGAGGUGUGUGAUGAUUUUCUUUUCUACUGUGGAGAUACACACGGCAGCUUCGUGGUCAGAACUCUGCUGCAGGUGUUAGGAGGUUGUCUUCUGCAAUCUGAGAGAGUGAAACCCCGUGGUUCCCAGUCAUCUGAAGCACUAAGGGCCCCAAUUUGGGAACAUAAGCAAACUGAUUUUGAGGUCCCCGAAACCUUCCUGAAUUGCCUUCAGGACCUGAGUUCCUGCUUUCUGAAGGACAUUGCUGUGUUUAUCACUGACAAGAUUUCUAGCUUCUGCUUUCAAGUGGCUUUACAGAUCUUACACCGCAAACUGCCCCACGUUUGUGCCCAUCUCUGCAAUACUACAAUUGGCUACCUGAGUACUCGUAAUGCCUCAGCAGAUGGCAGCCCCUUGCUGCUAUUUCUGAGGGAUCAGACAAGCUCCAGACUCCUGGAGCAGGUGCUGCUGGUGUUGGAGCCCCCAAAGCUCCAGAGCCUCUUUGAGGAUCAUUUGCAGGGUCAGCUGCAGAUCUUGGCUGCACAUCCCAUUGCUAACUUCCCUUUGCAGCGCUUAUUGGAUGCAAUUACUACUCCUGAGCUGCUGUCCCCUGUGUUUGAGGAGCUGAGUCCUGCCCUGGAAGCUAUCCUAGCCCAGGGCCACACAGGAGUAGUUGUUGCCCUCGUGGGCGCCUGCCGCAGAGUUGGGGCUCACCAAACCCAGAUCUUACAGCUGUUGUUGGAGGCAUUCCACUGUGCAAAGCCCUCUUCCCGGCAGGUGGCUUGUGUGCCUCUCUUUGCCACUUUGAUGGCUUAUGAGGUAUACUAUGGACUUACCGAGGAGGAAGGGGCAGUGCCUACAGAGCACCAGGUAGAAAUAGCCAUGACCCGGGCCCUAGGUGAAGUGACAGUACUUGGUUCCCUAUUGCUUCAGCAUCUGCUGCACUUCUCUACCCCUGGUCUUGUACUUCGAAGUCUGGGUUCCUUGACAGGACCACAACUUCUGUCUCUGGCCCAAAGUCCUGCUGGUUCUCAUGUAGUGGAUGCCAUCCUGACCAGUCCCUCUGUGACACGGAAACCACGCCGCCGCGUGCUGCAGACCCUAAAGGGACAGUAUGUGGCUUUGGCCUGUAGUCGCCAUGGUAGCCGUGUUCUAGAUGCCAUCUGGAAUGGAGCAGCACUGGGGGCUCGGAAGGAAAUCGCUGCAGAGCUAGGGGAGCAGAACCAGGAGCUGAUUAGAGACCCUUUUGGCCACCAUGUGGCUCGAAAUGUGGCCCUCACUACCUUCCUGAAGCGACGAGAAGCUUGGGAACAGCAGCAGAAUGCCGUGGCCAAGCGGAGGCGGGCAUUGAAUUCAAUACUUGAAGACUAAGGCCUUGGGAUCUUAGACUAGAUGCUGAUAGGGAGGGAAAUGCGACCAUCUGCCCUGUCCCUUUCCUGGUUUAAAAGUCUUGAUAAGGGGCUGGGGAUUUAGCUCAGCGGCAUAAGUGCCUGCCUUGCAAGCAGGCAGUCGUGAGUUCGAUCCCUGGUACCAAUGAAAACGAAAAAGACCAAAAAAAAAAAAAAAAAAAAAAAGUCUUGAUAAAACAUUCUUAUAUUUUUAUUGGGAUUUUAUUUUUAGGUAAAACAUAUGAGGAAAUUGAGGUCUCAAGAUAAAGUCAGACAGGGCUGUCAUCAAUGUGAUGGGGAGCUUAGGGAUAGGGAGUUGGUAAGGAUGCAGGGUGGCUUCUUGAUGCUUGGGAACAGGUUGUGGCCUUUCAGGGUAGGUGGGGGGCUGCAGAUGAGGGCAGGAUAGGAUGUUUAGUAGAGAGUUCGGUUGGGGGAGUAAUGCCUUAUGCUGAUGGAUUCCAUUGCAGUGAGGUCAGAGGUUGUGGGGGAAAUCAGGUGUUGGUUAGUCUGCACUGCCUGCAGGUCCUGAAACGGGAUGCUGUCACAGUCCUCACAGCGUGUCUCAUAGAACAAGUCGGACAAAAGCUCAGACUCUCUUUUCAGUAGGGAUGGAGGCGACCCUGAUGCUGCCAGUGCUCGCCCCCCUCGACUACAUGGCGAAGGGUAGAGGAAAUUCCCAGCAGAAUAUGCCCAAGGCCUUGCAGCAACUUGGAGAGCCAAUGGAGGAGCUCCCUGAAAUCCAGAGACAGGAAAUCAGAUGAUGAGAGGAAACCAAGAGGCCCCUGAGAGCUGGUGUUUUUCACAAGGGGAGCUCAGUGGGGAUUAACGGGAGUAGGAAAUAAAAUUAUAGGAACUACACAUUUAUAAGGAAGGGAUUAUAUGAAACAUUGAUCUCUGACCUGAGUACUUUUUUUGGACCCACUCCUUGGAAGUCACAGCUCAUAGAGUAGAGCCCGUAGAAUGUUGCUUUGAUGUUUAGGCUGCCGAAGAGGUCUCGAGGAUUUUGCUUAUAUACAUCAAAGGUUAUGCGGGCAAUGUCCUUACUGUGCUUUGGUUUCUCUCGGCCCAGGCCAUAUGACAGCAUCCCACUCUGUAAGGCACCCACAUCAGUGCAGUGGACCCAUCAUACCCUGCCACCCACCACUGUCCCCCAUCAGCACUGGGUCAGGCCCACUUUUCUAGACUGGGUCCACUGUGUGAUGUCCUUGACAGCUCCAUAGCCCUCCCAGUGCCUCUGCCCCAAGAUCAGGGUUGGGCCAGGUAGAAACUAGGGUGAGCUGUGGAGCAUUGAUGGCCUAAACAGCUCCAGUGUGGGUCUCUUACCCUACUGGUCCAGCUCUGCCCAGUCUCCAGCACCAUCAGGCAUGUGUCGUCCUCUAGCAGUUGGAAGAAGUCCUCACUCUCCACAGCAGUCCCAUCCUCUUCUAGUACCAGUGUUAGCACUCCACCCAGCAUCAGGGUCUCUAGUGCCUGCCCCGUGGCAAGAAGCAUAGGGGAGAGACAGAUCUCAUACCAUUGCCCUCCCCUCCUUAGCUGCCCGACAUCCAUUGGUCAGCUCUAGUCCUGGUUGGUACACCAGCUCCACAUCCUAGUGCUUUGCCAUCCCUUAAGGUGUCAUCUCUCAAUGUCUAGUCGUUGGGGAGCGGUUACUAGGUGUGACCAUUUGUGUGUGUGUGAGAGAGUGCUGAGGAUUGAUUUCAGAGCCUUGUAUGUGGUAGGUAGCCACUGCCAUUGGUCUACACCUCCAACCUCUCCUACCAUGUCAUUGUCACCUUUCUCUGCUGUCCUAUAAGCCACUUCUCCUGGUGUGGAAUUUUAAAAAUUUAGCCAGGAGUUGGGCGUGAUGGUGCUUGUCUGUAGUCCUUAAAAAGCUGAGGCAAGAAGGUCACUUGAAUUCAGGAGUUUGAGACCAGACUAUAUGACAUGACCAAGAUUCAAGUUUUAAAAAAAAAAGUCUGACCAAGUUAUUUUGAAAUCCUUACUUUUGUCUUGUCUACGAUGUUCUACUUCACUUCCUCCACCCACAGUGUUCUCCAUUUGGUGCCAUUUAAUGUCUCGUACACUCACUAAGUGCUGUCUAUGAGGAUUUUACGUACCUGUCUUUUACUCAUUUCAGAUGUAGCAAAAUCAGGAUUUGAAUUUGGUUUUUCAUAUUCUAUUCCUAGAGGUAGACCUCUCUUUCCUUCUACUCCCAAAGAAAAGUCCAUGAGAGCUGGCUGUGGUAGUAUACACCUGUAAUUUUAGCACUCAGGAGGCUGAGGCAGGAGGAUCGCCCUGAGUUCAAGGCCAGCCUGAACUUCAUGGUGGAACCUACAUUAAAAAGAAAAAGACCCCCAAAACCAAGAAAAGCCCAUGGUGUGUAUGGGUGCUUCUUAAUUGGUUCUGGGAUAUACAAUGAGGUACCAAAAAUGACAUGUACCAAGCAAGUAUUUUGGCUGGUAAAGGUACCCAGGCAUGAGGCAAUCAACAUGAAAGCAUGUGCAUUGCGUACCACACAAUGAGUACUGGGACAGAAUUUUUAUGUGAAAGUGCACUGAAUAGCAAGUCUGAUAAGUUACAAAGCAUUGAUACCAAAGUGUAACAAUACUUGGAAAAUAAAUGAAUUGACCCCAACAGAAGAGAUCAUUGGGUUAACUCGCUUGCUCUUAGCCCUUAGAGGGAGCUGCAGUUAUGUGACCUGCAUCCUUUCUGUUCAUCAUUCUGAGGUGUUGCUUCUCGACUCUCUUGGGUGUUCCUGCUGUGGGACCCCAGGAACCUGGCUCAUUUACCUUAUCUAGCAGUUCUUGCCUGGUGGCAGCUGUCAGGCCUUUGCGGAUUGUUCGCUUGUGAUCACAGACGCGGAAAGGUCGCUGAGGUGGAGCUGAGCUCCAGACCCUACGGCCAAACUCGGAGCUCACGCUGGAUACUGACCUGGUAGUUGGGAAGGAAAGAAGGAAUUUAGUGGGGAUGGUGGGUGGAGUGGCUGGAAGGUUUAGGGGACAGCAUUCUAGGUUUGUGACUUAGCCAACUGGGUGAAGAGCAUGCAGUGGGGUUGGGGCUGGAUUAACUUAUAUAGGCGCAGGACAGGAGAUGAGUCUCCUUGGGGUGGAAAGGUUUGUCACCCUGCCUUCCCCUAUCCCCAGAGUUGGAGGGUAGAGGGUAGGGCCCGAGGUUACCUGAGUAGGUCUUUGGGGUUCAAGGCCGGGAGGUAAUCCAUGGUAGGGGGAAGCAAUAGGAGAGUUGCCUCUCCGUGGCUUCUGUGCUGGGCCUGAAGUGUUUUCUGUUGCAAAGCUGGACUCUCAGCCUUGGUGAGGUGGGAGAUGAGUCAAACUCGGACUCUGUUCCCCCCUUCCUGGUCAGUAAGGAGGACAAAGUCCAAGGGGAGGGGAAGAGGAGGGGCCUUGCCUGGAUAGUGGUGGUAGGGUUCCCAGCAAAGGCCACAUAAACGUGGGAUUGCGGGUAGAGCUGGGGGUGGAGGUGUUCAUCCAUUAUGAGAGUAAACAGGAGCGGUGUGAAAGGAUUAGAAUGUGGCCUCUGGUGUUUUUAUUUCUGUGCAGGGAACUUUUGGUUUUCAUUUUCCCAGGGAGUUUUUAGGAUCUGUUUGUGGCUUUCAAUCUCCUAGAAGCUGCAUUGUGUGGGAUCCGCACUGUUCUUGUUGCUACCUAUUGGAAAAACUAUGAACUGCAGCUUUCAGGACCGGUUGUGCCCAGCAUGCGGAAAGUGCCUUAGUAUGGGAAACAAGGAGGCAGGCUGGGCAAGGCCAGAAGGUGAGACGUGAGGCCAUGUGUUUGGGAGUGGAGUGAAGAUCCCGAUGUGUGGGUUUGCCUGGGACUGCAGCCUCCCACUUACCUGCGGUUUCCUCCUCAUUUGGAGAGGGUCUGGCUUAACAUCUCUGGUUGUGUGUGUGUGUGUAUUUUUCCUUUUUAUCGGUACCGGGGAUCGAACUCACGACUGCCUGUUUGCAAAGCAGGCACUUAUGCCGCUGAGCUAAAUCCCCAGCCCUAACAUCUCUGGUUUCAUUCACUAUAACUUUCUGCUCAUUGAUGCCAGAGUAGCCACCUUUUCUGUAACCCUUUUCCCUUUUGCCAAUAAAUGAACAUGAAAGAGA